This is a messenger RNA of Perkinsus marinus ATCC 50983, 1344 nucleotides long. RefSeq lists its product as hypothetical. The record is from RefSeq and is a predicted model, not a curated record. The transcript has a single exon. Bases 1 to 1344 code for a protein of 447 amino acids. NCBI's taxonomy places the organism in Eukaryota, Perkinsozoa, Perkinsida, Perkinsidae.
AUGAAUCUCUCCACGACUCUGGACAGAGCAUCGUUAUGGCGCAUAGAUACGCUUCAAAGGGUGAUGCCCUUUAUCGAGAGGGAUAUCCCUUUGGUCCCGGAAGCUCUGCAACACAUUGCAUCAGAAUUACGGUCUACCUGUGAGCGCAGGGCUGUUAUAUUGUAUAGAGCCCUGAGUUGGCUCCUACCCCCCUUCUUAUUCGUCCUCUACUGGUUCGCCAACUGCGAUAAGAGUGUGUUCGUCCUUAUAUUCGUUCGCCCUAUUGUCGAUGGGUGGCUUGCACCAUACAUAGGCACCAAGCCUAAGAGGCUGGGUGACUCUGCUUUAACUGCACAAGAACUUGUAAUCUUCGGCAUUGGCCUACACGUUAUCCAGCUUAUUUAUCUAUACCAUACUGUAUCGAUUUUGAGUAGCCCGUACGGCUUCUGUAGUAAUAUUUUCCUCUUCCUCGUCACAGGAUUCACUAGCUACUCUUAUUGGGUCACCAUCGUACUAUGUAUCCUCAAGAAUGCCAUAAUCUCGAUCAUAUCAAUUACUCAGUUGCCUGUUCUCGACACCAUCCAUCAGGAAUACAUAUCGGCGUAUUGGUGUAGCUGUGCUAUCGUAUUAGCAGUGCUCACCCCGGUCCAUCUGGAGACUAUCGCAAGGAUUGUGGCGGAGCGGGAGGCCGACAGUUACAAGUCCCACAUGCACGAUUUGCUACGGGCGAGCUUUGAUGCUACUAUUUGGGUUGACAACGACUUGCGUGUUGUUGGUGAUUCUGACCCCAGACUGGACUACGUUUUCCUCACACCGAUGUGUGGUAAUUCCCUGCUGGACUUUGUGGAGGACGAGACUGAGCGUGAACGGUUCGAGGCCUAUGCGGCUAAGUCGAUGGCAUCGAGAUCGACAACACUGUUUCAUGCGACUUUCCGUACGGCAGCUGAGGAGGGGUGUCGGAAUUUCGAUGCGGACGUGUAUAUGACUUCUAAGUACUCGUUGUGGCUACAAGCUGGCCAACAGCAUUUGAUUGGUCUUCGCCUCCGAGAUAAUCGAUCAGAACCAGGGUCGCCGAAGCAAGCUAGUGCCGCCCAUUUCCUCGAUGGCUUAUCGGUGCAAUGGGAGUGUUCGGAGUGUCGCUGUGUUAACUUCGACAAGGCUGAUACGUGCAUAUUGUGUGAACGAUCGCGAGAUCAGUUGUUGGGCCUCGUAGACAGAUGUAGCUCUACAGUGGGUCGGAGUCGGCAUCCUGCUAGUUCUACUAGGAGCUUCAUUUUUGACACUAUCUAUGAAGAUGAGGAAAGUGAGGAGUGUGGUGGUGAAGGUGCUUUGGUUAAUGGUCCGGAGGAGUUGAAGGGAACUUGA